Messenger RNA from Acanthochromis polyacanthus (spiny chromis), 2948 nucleotides. It is a transcript of the gene npy4r, whose product is annotated as neuropeptide Y receptor Y4. Gene Ontology annotation, molecular function: neuropeptide Y receptor activity; neuropeptide binding. Gene Ontology annotation, biological process: G protein-coupled receptor signaling pathway. The record is from RefSeq and is a predicted model, not a curated record. Gene Ontology annotation, cellular component: plasma membrane; neuron projection. Lineage: Eukaryota; Metazoa; Chordata; Actinopteri; Pomacentridae. The transcript is spliced from 2 exons. The coding region runs from base 229 to 1578 and encodes 449 amino acids.
CUGAGCUCCACGCGCUGCUGUGCCUGUCACAGUCGUCCUGGUUGUUAUGAUGUUCAGCUCGUUCUCCAACUCUCAUCUCUGAGGAUUCGCACCUGUUCACAGCAUCGCUUUCUGUCAUCUCGGCAUCACAGAAACUCUUUUUUCCGCCAGCCGCCCACAUACAGGUUUUCUUAGGGCUGGGAUGGACGCUUUACUCCAGGGGGCUGGUGACACUGAAGUCCUGGUGAGAUGUCCUUGAGUGGCAACACAAGCCAAUUGUCUUCGUCCACGUCGCCUCUGCCUCUGCUCUUCAACAGCUCCACCUCUACACAUUCCCUACCAUGGGAGAGAGAACGAGUCGAUCGAGAGUCUGUGCAGGAGUGGCCUGGGAACAACACUGAGCUCCUGUCAGACCUCUCUGUUCUCGGCCAUGAUGAGCAGUGCCAUAUGUCUCCUAUCCUCACAGCAUGUCUAGUCGUGUGGUACAGCAUUACAAUGGUGCUGGGGCUGGUGGGAAAUACUGGCCUCAUUUGCAUCAUCGCCCGUCGCAGGGAAAAGGCCAAUGUCACUAGCAUUUUCAUCUGCAACCUGUCAUUCUCUGACAUCGUAGUGUGCGUCUUCUGCCUUCCCUUCACUGUCAUUUAUACGCUCAUGGAUCACUGGGUGUUUGGGUCGCUGUUAUGCCGGCUGGUGCCAUUCAUCCAGUGUGUUUCUGUGACUGUAUCGGUGCUUUCUCUUGUGUUCAUCGCUCUAGAAAGACAUCAGCUCAUUAUUAACCCGUCGGGAUGGAAGCCAAGUGUAUUUCAGGCCUAUGUGGUGGUCAUUAUCAUCUGGAUUCUGGCCUGCUUCACCUCCUCACCUUUCUUGGCCUUUCAGCUGCUCACAAAUGAGCCCUAUGCCAAUGUAAUCCUCCCCCAGUCUCCGCUCCAUCACCAAGCUUCUCCUCAGGCUUACGUCAAUACAUCUCCACCUCAACCUCUCCUCUACACAUUCAAAAACUCAUCCGUACCUCCUAAUUCAUACCGCUCCCUCUUUUCUUACAUCCCCACCACUCAUAUGGAAGCCUGUGUGGAGCACUGGCCAUCCCACCAACACAGGGUUGCUUACACCACAUGGCUCCUGCUGUUCCAGUACUGCGGCCCACUACUGUUGGUCCUGCUCUGUUACAUUAGAGUUUUUGUGCGCCUUCGCCACCGCAAAGACAUGCUGGACCGUGCCAGGACCACAGAGAACCAGCGAAUGACCCACAGCCGCCGAAUCAACAUCAUGCUGGUUGCUCUCAUAACUGCCUUUGCUCUUUGCUGGCUCCCACUCACAGUCUUCAAUGUGGUUUCCGACUGGAACCAGGAGGCACUGCCCAUCUGCCACCACAACCUGCUGUUCUCCCUCUGCCACCUGCUGGCCAUGUCCUCCACCUGCAUCAACCCCAUCAUCUAUGGCUUCCUGAACUCCAACUUUCGGCAGGAAGUUAGGGAGGUACUCCUGCACUGCCGCUGUUACCCCCUAGAGGAAGAGUGUGAGCGCUUUCCCAUGUCCACAGUGCACAUGGAAGUGUCCCGCACCUCUGUGCCUCCCCACUGCAGGAAGAACUCUGUCUGACUUUGACGUAGAAUGAUAGUAGGACUUAUUUUUGUUGCUUAGUCUACUUUUAAAGACAGUGCAAAUGUUUUAGCAUUGGUUUAAAGUGUAAUAUUUUGUUUGUGGUUUGAAGUAAAGUGUGUUGUACAAUGUUGCUUUAUCUUUUUCAGUGUUAGACUCUAAUUUUAAAAGAAGUGCACUGAUGGAAAAAAAUCAAGCCACAUUUUGAACACAUCUGUUACUGUCAAUUUCAUGCUUCAUGCUACGUAAUAUUCGUUACAGUAUUCUGCUUCUUUACUGCUUAAACUAACAGGUGGUUAUAUUGCAUGUGCACAAAUGAGUGUCGGUUUAAGUGUGACUUUAGAAAGUUGGUGCCAAUUAAACUUUGCAAACGCCAAGCAUUUGUUUUUCUCCAUAUCUCAUAUAAAACACUGUAGUCCAAGUAUAGCUGAAUAUUGUGAUGCUGCCAAUAUAUAGAGGGUUAUGAUAUAUGAGGAAAAUCUAGGUUACCGAGUGCAGGAAAAAACAGAUGCAAAUGCAUUCAUAUAGUUCACUUCAUUUGCAUUGGGCCACCAUUUCCAUCUUUGAACUUUACAAUGAAGAAGAAGCUCUGGUUUCUCUAGUAACAUUAACGAUGGCUCAGUUUGAUUCAUCACAUGAAGGAAUGUCUUUCAUAAGAAGGCUCUUCAUCCCUCCAGUAGACUUCCAGAGACUUGUACAGGUUAGCAGCAGUUAUUAAAGAGGCUUGUCAUGAACAGACAUCUCACAAGGACAUUCAAUUGUAUGUUGUUUUUUUUCAUUUAUUUUGUCAGGGAAGUGUACAGAAUGUUGAACUGAAAAGUAACACUAUGGCAAUUUAUGAUGUUAAAAAUAUUUUAAUUUUUCAACUACUGCUGUUGCAUUUCUUACAUUUCAUUGAUUAUUUAUUUUGUAAUUCAUCUUUAUCUCUCUAUCCUCUAAUUAACUUCUUUUGUAAUCUGUGCUGUAUAAUCUGUUUGUGAGCUUUGACAGUGAGGAAAUGCUGUUUUGUGAUUAUCGUAAUGAAUAAAAGUUAAAAAAAAAAACAACAACAGUUUUUAGCAUCUUUAAAUUAUGUUUACAUAAUUUGCAUUAUACAGGUUUAAUGAAUAUUGAAAUAACAUCAAGUGUGCUUACAAGGGCUUUAAAGGGAGAUUAAAAUGCAUAAAAAAAUUUAGUGCAGUAGAGAAAAUGGUAAUUUGAGAGAUACACUUAAUUACUUUCCAUUACAGCAUGUAAAGACCUGUAAUAUAUGUAAAUUACAUACAGCUGUCUAGCUACUUAAUCCAGAUGUUUGCUUAAUAGGGCAUGUAUGAGAUGGAGAUGUGGUGCUACUGCAGGCUGUCUGUUUUAUUAGUAAACUAUGACUGCUU